CUUCAAUGCAACAAAAAUUGAGAUCUCCAAAUUAAUUGAUAGAUCAAUUCAAUAUCCAAUAUGGGUGCUGUACGAAUCAAUCAGCAUUUCUUUGAAUUGGUAGAUGUUUCACAAAAGCUUCUCUGGGUAGUUGUAUGCAUUUUGUUUGUGGCAACUACGAUCGUAGCAAGCCCAAUACAGAUUCACACUUUUGUUAUUCAGUCUAUGUCAGUGACAAGGCUGUGUCAAAAGCAUGAUAUUAUCACAGUGAACGGACAGUUUCCAGGUCCAACGCUCUUUGUUACCAAUGGAGAUACUCUCAUUGUCAAAGUCAUUAACAAGGCUCAAUACAACGCUACAAUUCACUGGCAUGGGGUGCGCCAGAUGCGGACAGCGUGGGCCGAUGGGCCAGAGUACAUAACUCAGUGCCCCAUUCGGCCUGGAGGAAGUUACACCUACAGAUUCACCAUUAGCGGCCAAGAAGGCACUCUGUGGUGGCAUGCGCACAGCUCCUGGCUCAGAGCUACUGUUUAUGGAGUCUUAACUAUUCGUCCUAAGGAAGGAACACCUUAUCCCUUUCCAAAGCCUGCUCAAGAGAUUCCUGUCCUGCUAGGGGAAUGGUGGAACAGAAAUCCCAUCGAUGUUGUGAAUGAUGCAACGCGGACAGGAUCCAGCCCUAAUAUCUCUGACGCUCUCACUAUCAACGGGCAGCCAGGAGAUCAGUAUCAGUGUUCAAGCACAGAUACAUAUAAAGUUCCUGUGAAGGCUGGGGAGACUAAUCUUGUCCGGGUGAUCAACGGUGCACUGAAUACCGAUCUGUUUGUCGUCAUUGCAAACCACGAGAUGACUGUUGUAGGCGUGGAUGCUUCGUAUACAAAACCCUACAAAACGAACCUUCUGAUGUUGGGUCCUGGCCAAACCACAGAUGUACUCGUAACUUUCGAUAAAUCAGCAGGAAGUUACUACAUUGCUGCUCGAGCAUAUGCUAGCGCUCAGGGAGCCCCCUUUGAUAACACCACCACCACUGCCAUCUUUGAAUAUAGUAAAGGAAGCUCUCCUGUUAUGCCCCAACUCCCCUUCUAUAACGAUACACAAUCCGCCACCAAGUUUUCUGCAGGCCUGAGGAGCUUGGCCUCGCAAGACCGCCCUGUUUUUGUUCCUCAGAAAGUGGAUGAGAGUCUCGUUUACACGGUGGGAUUAGGACUUAUAAACUGCCCAGGGCAGUCUUGCGGAGGUCCGAAUGGAACGAGAUUUGCAGCAAGCAUGAACAAUCACUCAUUCGUACUGCCAUCAUCUAUCUCAAUACUGCAAGCGCACCAUUUCGGCAUCAAAGGUGUCUUUAGCAAUGGCUUCCCUGACGCUCCUCCCGUCCAGUUCGAUUACACUGGACAAAACAUUAGCAGAAGCCUCUGGUCUCCCGUGAAAACCACCACUGUGAAAGUACUGAAAUACAACAAGUCAGUGCAGAUAAUUCUUCAGGGGACAAAUAUCUUAACGGGUGAAAGCCACCCAAUCCAUCUCCAUGGGUAUGACUUUUACAUAGUGGGAUCAGGAUUCGGCAAUUAUAAUGCAGCAACGGAUCCAUCGAAUUUCAACCUUGUGGAUCCUCCCAUGCGCAACACUGUCAAUGUUCCAGUCAAUGGGUGGGCUGCUAUUAGAUUUGUCGCUGACAACCCUGGGACAUGGUUACUGCAUUGUCACUUGGAUGUACACAUAGGGUGGGGUUUGGCCAUGGCUUUCGUUGUGGAAAAUGGAGGGGAUUACUUGUCAACUCUGGAGGAGCCUCCAGCAGAUCUUCCCGCAUGCUAACUUGACAAUGGCAGGAAGAUCUUUGCUCGCUUAAUUCAUUCUGUCAGCUUUAGUCAUUGUUUUUCAUUUUCUCUGUCCAUUCAGAUUCCUCUCCCGUUAAGCCAAUUUCCUAUUUGUAUUUUUAUCCCCAUUUCACAGAUAUCUGUAAAACGGGAUUUAGAAUCCAAUAUCAACACUACAUUUUCUUAUUCAAUGGGAUGAUGAAUUUUAUGAUUUUAUUC
Messenger RNA from Cryptomeria japonica (Japanese cedar), 2009 nucleotides. RefSeq names its product laccase-12. Gene Ontology annotation, biological process: lignin catabolic process. Gene Ontology annotation, cellular component: apoplast. The coding region runs from base 61 to 1788 and encodes 575 amino acids. The transcript has 6 exons. The record is from RefSeq and is a predicted model, not a curated record. Gene Ontology annotation, molecular function: hydroquinone:oxygen oxidoreductase activity; copper ion binding. Lineage: Eukaryota; Viridiplantae; Streptophyta; Pinopsida; Cupressales; Cupressaceae.